Molecule: messenger RNA, 1655 nt
Organism: Amorphotheca resinae ATCC 22711
Lineage: Eukaryota; Fungi; Ascomycota; Leotiomycetes; Helotiales; Amorphothecaceae
Exons: 6
Source: RefSeq, a predicted model, not a curated record
AUGCGCGCUGCCAGUAGCGUAUAUGAUUUUGGACUCUGUUCACUAGAGCCUGAUCUACCAACACAUGAAUAUGAUCUUGAUAGCCAGCAAGAUACGACAAUUCGCUUUAGAACAAGUAUCAGCAAUAGAGAAUGCGACGUCCAGCUCAUCUUCCAUCCCUUUCGUCGCACUUGCAACCUCACUUACCAUGAAUAUGAAAUCCGCUGUUCGCUCCCUCGUGGCACACCGCGAGACACGCUAUGCAAGCGAUCGAUCAUAAGCAUUGUGCACCAGAUCUAUGGGAGAUGCUUCUCUGCGAAGGCUGGGUACAGGCUUGCCGUGUUGGAAUCCGAACUCCGAUUGUCAUAUUCAGAAAACGAUCUCCCUAGGACCAACAAGCGCAGCCGUGAAGAUGACGAGGAAGUGAGAGCAAGCCAGAGAAGUAGACGGACCUGCAGCCCGCGCUCUGAAGAUGGCCUUCCCUCCUCAAGGGCAUUGACGCCGUUUGACUGCUCUGUAAACAGCGUUCCCCCUUCAAGGCCAUUCACAUUCGUUGACUGCAACCUCCAUGAUGGGCGCCCGCCGGUUCCUCCGUUGAACAAGCUCGCUGCUGUUGGUGUCCAAUGUUGGGUGCCAGAGAAGGUGACGAUUCAGGAUGUUCAGAAUUCGUACAAUAAUGAAAUAGAAUCUGGCCGUCUCCACUCUACACUUAUACCUCAUCUUCUAGCUGACAACACCCCGAACGCUACAUGGAAUCCCUACAAUCUGAGGGCGGCUGGGCUUUGCACGGCGUGUCUCAACACGGAGAAGAUAGACAGAUUGCACAAGCGGCUCCAGGGCAUCAAAGACGUGGUCCCAGUUGCAGCAAAGUGGAAAAAACAGAUCGAAAACCACGGGCUCACACCAGUGGCAAUGCUAGAAAUCCUCCGGGCUGCAUUUGGACACAGCCAUGCGAACCAGUUCCAGCCGAGGCCCGACAAAACUGGUUAUAGAACGCCUGCCAUGAUCUUAGUGAUGGCACAGUAUUUCUUCGACCAAGCUGGUGCCCUAGAGAAGAAGAGCACUGUCGCUCGCCGCGCAGUGGCAAUUGACCGAUUAGUUGGGUACGCUCUAAUGCGAGUAUUCGAGGUUGUCUACAAUCUGACUCCAGCUCAGAAACGGUAUCGUAAUCUAGCAUGCACCUGGGGCUGGAUCAUGUCGAAUCUACCGGGGUGGCGAGACCGGGAACUGCAGCUGUAUCUCAUACUUGUGCAUAAGGGUGGCGAAAAAGGACUCCGUGAGUUGUUGCAGCCGACUCUACCAGCGGCAGCUGGUGAAGUUGUGGCCCUCCUGGGCUCCGAAGCCUACACCGUGGCCGUCCCUAAAUCAGAAAGGAUUCCUGGGAUGGUUGCGGUCGUCAGGCACUUGCUCGGGGCCGAUAUAAGUAAUCUCGAGAUCUGCCGCGCAUUGGGACACGACGAUUGGGCCCUCGAUGAUUUCGAGGAACGGUUUCCAGACUCGUUUGAAUUUUUGACCUUGAAGCUCGAGACACCGCCGAAAUCUUCCAGGCAAGGCACCCAUAGGCAGACGACCCAUUCACCCAUAACUACCCCCGAUUUCAACACUGGCGCACCCAGCGCGGGCAAGAACAUCAAUCCGAUGUGGCUUCUUGCAGACGCUGCCACGCAACAUGAACA